AUGGAUUGGCACCUCGAGGUCGGCGGCAAGCACUGGGAGAUCAAGCAGAGGGGCAUGGUUGUCCAGGCUGAGUCCACGGGCGCAGCCAGUUCGACGAGCAGGACGUGGCCGAUCGUGGAGGCUGCGCUUGGCACCCCUGCGCGCGUCUUCAAGGCUGCGUGGGACCCUCUGUUUCGCGAGCACGCGCUGUGGAAGGACCUCGUGCAGCCGUCGGCGAUGACUCAGAAGGCGCGCGCCCUCGCGUUCAAGCUUCUUUCGAGGUCUGAGCGCCAGGUUCGGGAGGCGUUCACGCAUCGACAUAGCUUGCUUCCGACUCGCAUCUUCGCCAUGAUCGUGGACCCAGCCGUUGCGCAGGAGGUGAGUGACCUCCAGGAUUGCCGCAUGGACAGUUGGACGAAGGACUUUGUGCUGCGACACAAGGGCGCGGACGGAGGCUUGUCGAACCCAGCGGCGAUCGCAGAGUUGAACCUGCUUGCCGCCAUGAUCGGCAUGGACAUCAAAGCUAUCGAGCCCCGCCACGCCUCGAUCCGCAGGCGGCUGAUGGCCAGGGGAGUGCAGAUCCACUCGGCAACGUUCGCGGAGUCGUCGGCCGAAUGGGCGGCAGGGCAUGUCGAGCAGUCGGUGAGGGGGGCGCGCCAGCAGGUGGCGGCGAUGACGCAGGGGGGCCCUGGCGGGCCGCCAGAGGGCGAGGAUGCUACCACCACUGUCAGGGGCACGGUGUAUUCUUGGCAUGCUUUCCUGAGGGAGCAAUCCCUUGGUCAGACUGGCCGCCAGUGCAUCGCCGCCUUGAGCGCUGCGCACCGCGCUUUGCCCAGAGCAGAGGUGGCGAGGCUGGCUGCCGUCGCAGCCGCGGCCAAUGGGAAUUCCCGUGCUGCGGGUGCACCUGGCAGCGCCUUCGGCCUUCGGCCCCGCGACCUUGCUCGCGCCCAGGCCAAGAGGCGGCGGGAGGUGUCUGAGCAGCAGCUCGUCGCGGAGGCUGUCGUGCCGACCAGCCGCGGGGGGAUGACUGAUUUGGCAAUGCGGCGAGCAUCGGCAGAUCCCAACGCCACCGUGAACAUGGACUCGAUGAUGCGGGUUGCCCAGUCGCACAUGGUGAGCUUGCGCCGCGUGGCCAAGACCGAGGAGCGAAAGAUGGCCGACGCGAUGGAGGCUUGGGAGUCGACUACGGGCGCUGCCCAGUGGGCAUCCAUGUGCAACAGUUUCAAGGGCGUGGCUGCUUUCCAGGUUAUGCUUUCUCAUAUGCCCUCGCACAUCGGCCAGAUGCUGGAGUUCAAGCACCCUACUACGUCGACAGAUUCGAUCGCUCGCUCGCUGUGGAUGCCAGGGCACGGCAGCAACAUGAAAGCUUGUCUCGCAUCAGACUUGAUGGAGAGGCACAGGGCAAUCAUACACGACGACUGUGCCCCCGUAGACGUGCCCGUCCAGAAGAAGAAAUACACUUGUGCUCAGAUCGGCAUGUGCAUCUGUUGCACUGAGGCCGAUGUCAUCAAGAAGUUCCGCAGGCGCUUCUACUCCGAGCUGAAGGGCCUCUGCACCAAGGGGUCACCCGAGCGGAAGCUCUUGGACGAUUCCAGCUUGGUCGUGCGAUUGCACGGCAUCAAGGCGGCUGUCGUCGAUGGCUGGGGCGUUGUGGCAGCUGGCCUCUCUGGCGACGGCCCCGACGGCGUGGACGCCUACGUGCAGUGGCACAUCGGAUCCCACGAGUUCAGCCCCUACCGCUCCAACUUCAGGCCGCUCGCCUUCGUCGAGCAGGAGGCCGUCGGCGGCCAG
Prorocentrum cordatum is the source of this 1770-nucleotide messenger RNA. NCBI's taxonomy places the organism in Eukaryota, Dinophyceae, Prorocentrales, Prorocentraceae. The record is from the annotation of a GenBank genome assembly.